Dioscorea cayenensis subsp. rotundata (Guinea yam) is the source of this 1850-nucleotide messenger RNA. RefSeq names its product ribulose bisphosphate carboxylase/oxygenase activase, chloroplastic. Gene Ontology annotation, molecular function: ATP hydrolysis activity; ATP binding; protein binding. NCBI's taxonomy places the organism in Eukaryota, Viridiplantae, Streptophyta, Magnoliopsida, Dioscoreales, Dioscoreaceae. The record is from RefSeq and is a predicted model, not a curated record.
ACUUCUUUGCUUCUUCGUGGUGGUCUUCUCGCCAGAAACGAAGGAUGCCGGGGGCUCAAGAGCAGCGGCGGAGGCCGAUGAAGCCGGCGACGAUCCAUGACUGCGCGCUCUACAAUGAUCUUCUUGGUCUCCGGAGCAAGCUCGAGGAGAACCCCUCUCUCCUCAACGCGCGCAGCGGCUAUAUGAUGCAGACACCUCUUCAUGUAGCAGCUGGGCAUAAUAAUUAUGGAAUUGUCAAGUUUUUGCUUGAGUGGAAGGGUGCUGAAAAAAUUGAGUUGGAGGCAACAAAUACGUUUGAUGAAACACCUCUACACAUGGCGGCAAAAAAUGGCUGCAAUGAAUCAGCAAAAAUACUUAUUGAGCAUGGUGCAUUUCUGGAGGCCAAAGCCAAGAAUGGGAUGACUCCAUUGCAUUUGGCUGCAUGGUAUGCACAUCAAACAGAUAGUUGCGAUACUGUGAGCACUUUGCUAGAGCACAAUGCCAAUUGCAGUGCCACUGAUGAUGACCAGUUGACCCCUCUAGAUCAUAUCAAGAAAGGCCAUAGAAACGAUAAGCUGCUGGCACUUAUACAGUAUCACAUUGACAAGCAAAAAAAGAGGAAAGCCAUGGAGACCUGCAGCAAGGUGAAAGAGAAAAUGGAUGAAUUUGAAGCAGCCAUAUCAGAUAUUGUGGGGUUGCAGGAACUCAAAAUGCAGUUGCGUCGAUGGGCCAGGGGAAUGUUGUUUGAUGAAAAACGGAGGACUCUGGGUUUGAGCAUUUCUGCAAGAAGGCCUCCACACAUGGCGUUCAUGGGUAACCCUGGCACAGGGAAGACAAUGGUUGCCCGAGCAUUGGGCAAACUUCUCCAUAUGGUUGGCAUUUUACCCAGUGAUAAGGUAACAGAAGUGCAACGAACUGACCUGGUUGGAGAGUUUGUAGGACAUACCGGACCAAAGACGAGGAAAAAGAUUAUGGAAGCAGAUGGAGGAAUUCUUUUUGUAGAUGAAGCCUAUAGGUUGAUACCAAUGCAGAAAUCAGAUGACAAGGACUAUGGACUAGAGGCAUUAGAAGAGAUAAUGUCAGUAAUGGACAGUGGAAGGAUAGUCGUUAUUUUUGCUGGAUAUCGUGAGCCAAUGAAACGGGUGAUCGAAUCCAAUGAAGGAUUCUGUAGAAGGGUAACAAAGUUCUUCUACUUUGAUGACUUCACUACAACUGAACUCGCUCAGAUCUUACACAUAAAGAUGACCGAUGUUGAUGAGAAAAGUACACUUUAUGGGUUCAAGUUACACCCAUCUUGUACACUUGAGGCUGUUGCUGAACUGAUCAACAGGGAGACCACAGAGGAACUUCGAAAGCAGAUGAAUGGGGGUUUGAUUGAACCUUUGCUCAUGAAUGCUCGAGAGAACUUGGACCUCAGGCUUGAUUUCGACUGCACAGAUGCUGACGAACUAAUUACUAUUACCAUGGAGGACCUGAAAACCGGGCUUCGGUUGCUCUUGCAGUGAGGAGUUGUGUUACUUAGCAUAGCCAGGGUGGUUGUAUGCAGUUGGUGAUCCAGUUCUGAUAGCCUUCUAGUCAUAUGGAAAAAGUUGGAAGCUGAUACUCCCAAUAUUGAUUGAUUCUUUACACCAAAAGUAAUAAAAAUUAUUUGCAUCGAGCAACAUAAAUAGGAAAAUUUAGUAUUUUUUUUUUUCUGUUAACCUGUUCUGUAGCUUUAGUCAAAGAAGAAAAUUUAUUAGAAUUGAUUAUGCUCUCUAUCCUCUUUUCUUUUUUUUUUUUUACCUGUUGUUAUGGAACUUUCAUAUGGAUGUACAUGUCCAUGCCAAUACUUAUUUUUUGCACAAUAAAACACUUGGCGAGAAUUUGAUGUC